GAGGGGGGCAGGGAGGGAGGGAGGGGGCAGCGGACACACCGAGCAGCGCCGCGAGGCAUGUGAGCAAGAUAGGCGCCUGAGACUGCAGUAAAGGUUAUAGAAAAAUGAAAAUAAAAACUAGAUGAGAAUAGUUUUUUGAAGAAUGAACUCUAACUCACAGGAACAAGAAGGAAAACUGCAGACGCUUUCAUAGGUAGAUGCCGGAAAAUAUGGAGAAGUAUGAAAACCUGGGACUGGUAGGGGAGGGGAGCUAUGGAAUGGUAAUGAAGUGCAGGAACAAGGAUAAUGGAAGAAUCGUUGCUAUCAAAAAAUUUCUAGAGAGUGACGAUGACAAAAUGGUGAAGAAAAUCGCUAUGAGGGAAAUAAGGUUAUUAAAGCAACUGCGACAUGAGAAUCUGGUGAACCUGCUUGAAGUGUGCAGGAAGAAGAAACGGUGGUAUCUGGUCUUCGAGUUUGUGGAUAACACUGUACUGGAUGACUUGGAACAGUUCCCGAAUGGAUUAGGGUACAACAAAGUUAGAAAAUAUCUCUUCCAAGUCCUGCAAGGGAUGGGAUUCUGUCACAGCCACAACAUCAUACACCGUGACAUUAAACCGGAGAACAUCUUGGUGUCUCAGUCAGGUGUGGUUAAGUUGUGUGAUUUUGGCUUUGCUCGGACACUAGCAGCUCCUGGAGAGGUUUAUACGGAUUAUGUGGCCACACGCUGGUACAGAGCCCCUGAGCUCUUAGUUGGGGACACCAAGUAUGGCAAGGCCGUGGACAUGUGGGCGAUAGGCUGCCUGGUGAUGGAGAUGUUGACAGGAGAACCGCUCUUCCCUGGUGACUCUGAUAUCGAUCAAUUAUAUCACAUAAUGAAAUGCUUUGGCAGUUUAACCCCCAGACUCCAGGAGCUCUUCUAUAAAAACCCUCUCUUUGCUGGACUGCACCUGCCUGACAUCAGAGCCAUUGAACUGCUUCAAAAUCGAUAUCCGAAACUUUCCCCUUUAGUGUUAGACUUAGUGAAGAAAUGUUUACAAAUUGAUCCCGAUAAAAGACCCGCCUGCACAGAAUUAUUACACGAUAACUAUUUCACUAUAGAUGGAUUUUCCAAAAGAUUUUCCCAAGAUGCUCGAAAUCAGAGGGGCCUGAGAGAGAACCUUACGAUGUCCAAGAAGUCAAAUAUUGGGAAAAGAAAUAAAGAUUAUCCCUCAGGAGAAGAGCACAAGUCGUUCAGUUCAAAGGAGUCAAGUUCUGACGUCAAGACAAAAGAAAUUAAAUCUGACACCAAGCUGCUGAAAACAAAACCAUCCAAAGUGGAGGCUGGGCAGAUGGACCGAGCUUUGAAUGACAUGAACGAGCGGGCUGCUGACAGUGGAGCUCUGCAGGGUUUCGGUCCCAGCAAGCUGGUAUCCCCUGCACUGCUCAGAGAGCUGAGCAGCAGCAUCAAUCACACAAGCUCACCACCCAGCAAUGGCAUCCCUCCUAUUCCUCAGAACCCUCCUCCUGUCACAACCGCAGGCAUCAGGGUCAGCCUGAGCCCUGGUGUCGCUGUGUCAACACAACCCAGCUUCAGGGUCAACAACAAGUUGAAGAAACACAUAAACCCCCUGAAAAAAGCAAACCAGCCACCUCCAUCCAACUCGCACAGCAUGAGCCUGAACGGGCCGGUAAGCCAGGGACUCUCCACACGAAGGGCUGCCUCACAGCAGUAUUGCUCAGUUCAACAUGAGAAACUGGAACGAGCCACAAUGAUGGAAAGGGUGGGAAUCACAGGCAAGAAGAGGUGGGAGCUCUUUAAAUCUGAGAAGGAGGUUCAUUUGCUGGCCAACAGCAGUCAUCUGCCAGAGCUGAGAGGAGCAGAAGCCAAGCAUUCUAAACCCAAGAAGGAGAACAAGAGAAUCCCAGAAUCCAGAAUUCCCUCUCUGGCUGCCAUGGACAUACCUCAUCAACACAGUCUGGCUUCCCAAAGCUCAUUAACUUCUCAGCAUGAAUCCACAGAGGGCGGCCUUCCCCACAUGGAGCACUUGAAUCUGCUUUCCCUUCCGUAUGGGAGCCCCUGAUCGUGAUGGACAUACCAACUCCAGCUUCCCCAUUCAAGGCUAACUACAGCACAGGAUGGUUUUGGUGGUGACUCACAUUCCUGAGGGAGGGCUCAGUGUGCCAGUUAAUGCACUUUCGUUUACAGCAAACUUACACAGCUCAGCCUAGAAAAUCAGCUAUUCCCCCACCACCCCAGUUAUCUAUUUGUAGUUUGACAAGUGACAAUGACUCCUUAUAUACAUAUCUAUAUAUAUAUAUAUAUAUAUAUAAAGGGUUGAGUGGACGGGGGUCUGUGAGAAAUCCCUUCCUGACUUGGAGGAUUUCCCCAUACAGAACAGAGAGAGAAUGCGAGCGAGGGCAAAAGUAAGACAAAAAGAAACUGAGACAAAAAUAAAAUAAAAAGAUAGAAAAUUGGUGAGAAAGAAUUCAAAGACUCGAGGAGGGUGGUGCAGUCAGACAGACAGAAGGAUUUAGUUUUGCUCAAGGUGAAGUACGGUUGGUGUGGCUGCUUUCACUAACACCUGUGACCAUGGUUCACAGAUGAGUGCAGAGAGCAAAUGUAGUCAAGUCAUUCAACACAAGGGACAUGACAGCUGAGCCUGAUCCUGACGUGUCCUGAAACACAGAAUUACAAACACUGCUCACUGCACUGUGCUUAAACCUCUGACACUUGAGUAAGUCUUACACCAAUCACUAAAAAAAUUAGGCCUUUAUAAUGGUACUUCCCAACCAGUGCUCUACAUUACAACAUGUCUGGACCUGGGCUUGUUUCUGCAUUUGUAUGACCUCUUAUGCUGUUGGAGGGAGACACUAAGUGGAGGCUCUUCUUCCUGUCUUCUACCCUCCCACUCCCAAGUAUGUGCACACACACAACACACACACACACAACCAAACUCUCACACACACACUUAUAUAAACAUGCAGAUUUUCACACUCACUCGCACACCCAGUAGCAAGCAUGCACAUUCUCAUACACAC
Molecule: messenger RNA, 2997 nt
Organism: Callorhinchus milii (elephant shark)
Lineage: Eukaryota; Metazoa; Chordata; Chondrichthyes; Chimaeriformes; Callorhinchidae
Product: cyclin-dependent kinase-like 2
Exons: 14
Coding region: 198-2039 (613 amino acids)
Biological process (GO): protein phosphorylation
Cellular component (GO): nucleus
Molecular function (GO): ATP binding; cyclin-dependent protein serine/threonine kinase activity
Source: RefSeq, a predicted model, not a curated record